Zootoca vivipara (common lizard) is the source of this 2525-nucleotide messenger RNA. Its product is annotated as cytochrome P450 2C18-like. Gene Ontology annotation, biological process: xenobiotic metabolic process; epoxygenase P450 pathway. The record is from RefSeq and is a predicted model, not a curated record. Gene Ontology annotation, molecular function: arachidonate epoxygenase activity; heme binding; oxidoreductase activity, acting on paired donors, with incorporation or reduction of molecular oxygen, reduced flavin or flavoprotein as one donor, and incorporation of one atom of oxygen. NCBI's taxonomy places the organism in Eukaryota, Metazoa, Chordata, Lepidosauria, Squamata, Lacertidae. Gene Ontology annotation, cellular component: intracellular membrane-bounded organelle; cytoplasm.
CAUGAACACCAGAAGAGCAACAGAGAUAAUCCAGAGUUCAGGUUGGGUCGGGUCUCCAGCAGGCAGCUUUCUUCCACCUUGUUGUUCUUAAGUAUUUUCUUGGAUUUCUGACCAAAAGAACAGAGAGAAAAAUGGGGGUAGAAGCUCUGCUCCUUCUCUGCCUCCUCUUCACCUUGCUCUUGUUCUCCUUCAAAAUGUACAAGAAGAAAGCCCAACUACCUCCAGGGCCCACUCCUUGGUUUCUUCUGGGCAAUCUUCUGCAGAAAAACGUCCUGCCUCUGAGCAGAAACUAUGCAAAGCUCUUUGAUAAAUGGGGUCCUAUCUUUACCGUCUGGCUGGGUCCCAAGCCCAUGGUGGUACUCUGUGGAUAUGAAGUGGUGAAAGAUGCUCUGUUGGAUCAUGCUGAAGAAUUUGGUGGGCGUCCUGCCUUGCCCUUCAGUGAUGCAGUGAACCAUUAUAAAGGACUGUCCAGCAGAUCUUUGAAAAAAUGGAGAGAGCUGCGCAGGUUCACACUCACCACCCUGCGAGAUUUUGGAAUGGGGAAGAAAACAAUGUCCAAGAGGGUGCAGGAGGAAGCUCUCAGUCUGGUGGAGGCAAUGGCAACCGCAAAAGGGAAGGCCUUUGAUCUAAGAAAAUACAUGAGAAUUGCUGUUUCUAAUGUGCUCUGUUCUGUUGUCUUUGGGAGUCGCUUUGACUACACAGAUCAGGUCCUCUGGGAGAUGUUGCGUAUCAUAGAGGAUUUCGUGAGCUACUUUGCGAGUUAUAUGGGACAGAUUUAUAAUGUGUUCCCAAAAAUAAUGCCUUACCUGCCUGGACAGCACAAAAAGAUUUUUGGAGAUUUUGAAAAAAUGUAUGCUUACAUCAAUGAGAGGGUGGAAUCCCACAGGGAGACCCUGGAUUAUCAGGACCCCCGGGACUAUAUUGACUGCUUCCUUAUGAAGUCAGAGAAGGAACAAACCAAUCAUGAGGCCAUCUACACCCAAGAGGAGCUUAUCAUUUGUGUGCAGGGACUCUUUAUUGCUGGGUCAUUGUCCACAAGCGAAGUUUUGGGCCGUGCCCUCCUGGUGAUGGCUAGAUUGCCACACAUUCAAGAAAAAGUUCAACGGGAGAUUGAUGAGGUGGUAGGUGCCAACCGUAUCCCUGGCAUGGAAGAUAGGGUGAGGAUGCCUUACACCAAUGCUGUUCUCCAUGAGAUUCAACGAUAUGAAAAAGGGAGCCUUGAGAGCUUCCCGCGUGAAACAACAUGUCCUACAAAAUUCCGGGGCUAUCUUAUCCCCCAGGGCACAACCGUCUGUUCAGAGAUUGGAUCUGUGCACUUUGAUCCUCUCCAGUGGGAGAAUCCAGAAGAGUUUGACCCAGGUCAUUUCUUGGAUGAGAAGGGCCAGUUCCGGAACAGGGUUGCCUUCAUGCCUUUUUCUGCAGGAAAACGGGCAUGCCCAGGGGAAGCCCUGGCUCGGAUGGAGCUGUUCCUGUUCUUCAGUGUUCUGCUCCAGAACUUCACCUUCCAGCUGAUUGGAGAUGCCAAAGACAAGGAUAUAUUCACUUUGUAUGAGGAUAGUGGCCUGAAGACAGGAGACUUGCCAUUGAAAUUCACUAGACGUUCAAUAUGAUCCAGUGACAGCAACUAAGCAGAAUGGAUGGUGCCAAUGCUUUUAGAUGCUGGGGAGGGGGGGGGGAGAGAGAUGGGAGAAUCGUACGUUGAAAAUGGUGUCUGUAAGAAUAAAAAAAUUAUUAUAAAUUAUUUUGGAGGUGGUAUUUAACACCAAUGAGAUUAAAUCAAACAAACAAGGAACAUUAGGUGUUAUGUUGGAGGAGAUGCUGGGAAACCGGGAAUUAUGUUCACAUUUCGUGGGGGGGGGGGUAAAUAUGUACAAUUUCUCUGGCAAAAAGGUGUUUAAGGAGAUAACAGAAAUCACUGGGUAAAAGCUGACUGAAAGUCCAGAAGUAGCAUUAUUAUCAAUUUACGAUGGGGUGGAAGGCUAUGAAGGACUUGCUCACAAAUUUAUUGACAGUUGCACAAAUCAUAGUAACUAGGAAGUGGAAGAGGCAAGCAGAAUAUAAAAUGGAAGAAUGGUACAAAGAGGUGUGCGAUAUAGCUAUUAAUGAUAAAUUAACAUAUGCCAUUAAGGUAAGACAGGGAAUAUGAAGGAGAAAUGAUUUUGAAGAGAUAUGGAAGGUGUUUGUAGAAUUUGUACUGUUAAAACGGAAAGGGGUCAAACCAUUGCAAGAGGUGUUGAAAUUUUGGGAGGUUGGAUAGUUACAAUGGAAUGAUCUCAGUACAGUCAUACCUUGGUUUGCGACCGCAAUUUGUUCCGGGGAGCCGGUUGCUCCCCGAGUUCGUAGUAAACCAAGGGGUUCUUCUGCGCGUGUGCAAAGCGCUAAUAGAGUGCUUCUGUGCAUGUUGCGCAGAUCGCUUCUGUGCAUCCACACGCUGCGGAACGCGGAUAUAAACACUUCCGGGUCUGCAGCGGUCGCAAACGGAGGCGGUCGCAAACCAAGGUAUGAAUGUAGUGGGGUACACAUUU